UUAGGUUAGGUUAGGUUACGUUACUUGUGUCUGCUGUCUAGGUUUUCAUUGUUGUAUUGUCUCUCUCUGCGGGAAGGUAUGGCUUCCGAUCUCUGCAUCCAAAGGAACGAUUCCAAAUGGGAGAUUAGAGAUUCACUGGCGAAGAAGCAAAGGUGCGAUGGUUACGCUUCCCCGCCACCUCCACCAUCACCAUCACCAUCACCAUCAGCGCUUUGUUCAUCAGCAGAAGAAGAAAAAGAAGACCCUAGAUCUAAAAUCGUAUUCUAUAACUACGAUGAUGAUUCAGAUGUGGAAGAUGAUAGUGAUGGAAUGCAUGAGUUUACUGAUAAGGAAUUCCAAGAGUACGAUAGACAGUUAACCCAAAGUGAUGGCUUUGAUGUCAUGUGCUUCCCACGCUCGUUUGGGUGUGGUGGAACAUUGCCGGUUUUUAACCUCGAUGAGAUUGUCGACGAUCUCAAAACUUUUGCGGAAUUGGCGCUCAAGCAAUACAAUGACAAAGAGCUUAAGAAUCUGGAGUUUGUGAAGGUUGUGAAGGCAAACAGGGGUUUAUUUGCUGGGUUUAUGUAUUAUAUUACCUUCGAUGUUAAGGAUGCUGAUGCUGUUGAUGGUGGUACUAUGGAAUUUCAGGCUUGUGUUUGGGAUGGGAUUGGCCAUACUGACGUACUAAUUAGUAGGCUGAAAAUUAGCACUUAGUCAAGGAUACACAGAUUAUCAUUAAUUCUAUACCUCCUUGGAUAUGCAUCCGAAUCACAAAAUUGCAAAUGAUUACAUCAACAGUUUUUUGAGAUGUUAAGUGAACAGUCCCAGCCUCACAGGGCAAUUAUUUUUAUUUUAUCUAUCCAUAGUUGAUCAAGCAAAUAGGGAUGUUUUAUAUUUCUACUAGUAUAGUAUUUGAAGUUUUAUUGUUCUUGACCGUGUGUCCCAUAUAGAAAGAAGAAAAGUAGAUGACCACCGCAUGUUGAACAAUAUCCUGAACUGAUAUUAGGAAACCAAAGGAAGAAAGUAUUAAAAACAAAAAUAAAUAAGCUGAGUCAUUAUGUAAUCAGAAGAUAAAACUUUAGAUCUGAGUAGCUUUAAGUGCAAUUAGAAAGAGUUCAUUAUGAGUAUUUUAAUUUUCAUUUUCAGUCUUUCUUGCAUGCUUGUAUGUAUGUAUGUGUCUAUAUAUAUUGUGGUGAAGAACUAUUGUAUACUAUAACUUCAAUGCAGAACAUUUACACAA
This is a messenger RNA of Camellia sinensis, 1219 nucleotides long. Lineage: Eukaryota; Viridiplantae; Streptophyta; Magnoliopsida; Ericales; Theaceae. The record is from RefSeq and is a predicted model, not a curated record.